AUGAAUAUGAGUAUCAAGCUUUUACGUCUUUCUUUGGUGACUGAGGUUGUGGGUCUGGAAGAGGGUAGACUAGCAAUUGGAAACGCCUUGUGUGAGGCCAGAUGGUUUUCAUGGAAAAAGGCAGAAUAUCAGAUGAUACCUGUGAUCACAUACAAAUCCAUCACAAACCAAAGAACCCCCGCAUUUCUAUUCAUGACCAAGUAG
Molecule: messenger RNA, 204 nt
Organism: Sclerotinia sclerotiorum 1980 UF-70
Lineage: Eukaryota; Fungi; Ascomycota; Leotiomycetes; Helotiales; Sclerotiniaceae
Exons: 3
Coding region: 1-204 (67 amino acids)
Source: RefSeq, a predicted model, not a curated record